UCUCAAAUUAAUUCUGCAGGCAAAUAAAUGUAUUAAUGGGACACGAAAUUGGUCACUGUAUAGUGACACAAGCGGGAUGUGAAAUUGGUCAUUCUUUAUAAUUACACAAGUCCAUGGCACAGAAUGUGUUUGUGAAACUGGGUUUUCUUUGUUAUUUACAGAGGUGGGUGGUGUUAAAGAUUGUUUUCAGAAUUUCUAUUACUUCUGCAAAACAGUUUGUGUUAAUGCAGGAAAUGAUAGAUUUCUUUCAAAAGUAAUUUGGGCGUACAAUCUUUCAUUUUGCUUAGUCAGAAAAGUGGAGACUUUCUUCUCAUCAGCAAGAACGUUGGAGUGGAGAAAGGAAGAUGAAUACUCCUGAAAUGGCAGAUGGGUUCACCACGAUUUCUGACUAUGGAAACCUACCAGGACCUAUCUAUAAUCCUUAUGUCAACAUAUUUUCUUCCUAUGUUGUGCCACCACUUUACUCUUUGGUGUUCAUAUUUGGCCUCCUGGGAAAUGCGCUAGUUGUGCUGAUUCUCAUCAAAUACAAGAAACUCAAAAACAUGAGCGAUAUCUACUUGCUGAAUCUGGCUAUCUCUGACUUGGUUUUCAUUAUCUCACUCCCAUUUUGGGCUUAUUAUGCAGCAAAUGAGUGGGUAUUUGGCAAUGCAGUGUGCAAAAUCCUUUCUGGAGUCUUCCGUGCCGGCUUCUACAGUGGAAGUUUCUUCAUCACCCUUUUGACAAUCGACCGGUACCUGGCAAUUGUUCAUGCCAUAUUUGCACUGAGAGCCAGGACAGUUUUCUAUGGGACCUUCUCAAGUGCUAUCACUUGGGUGGUAGCAACAUUAGCUUCUGUGCCUGCAUUACUAUUUUCCCAUGUUCAAAAAGAAGGCGAGAGUUGUAAAUGCAACCUUUUUUAUCCCCCUGGAAAAGAAGAAGAAUGGAAGCAAGUUGUCACUUUAAUGAUGUUCAUCCUGGGCUUAGCCAUUCCAUUGGCCAUAAUGAUAUUCUGCUACUAUCAGAUUAUAUGGGUUUUGAUAAAGGGUCAAAAUGAAAGAAAGCGGAAGGUAGUCAGGCUAAUCUUUGCCAUAAUGAUUGUUUACUUCAUCUUAUGGAUGCCAUAUACAAUCACCAGUUUACUACAUACCUAUCAAAAUGCAUUUUUCUCAUGUGGCUUGGAUGCUGAUUGUGAUGGCAACUUUGCUUUGGCCCUUGAAGUGACAGAAGUCAUUGCUAUGAUUCAUUGCUGCCUCAACCCUCUGAUUUAUGCCUUUGUGGGAGAAAACUUUAGGAAAUAUCUCUCUGUCUUUUUCCAAAAGCACGUUGCAGUUUACUUAUGCAGACUCUGUCCAGGUCAACCCCGUCCCAAAUUAGAACAGCCUUCUUCCUCCUACAGAAGCACAACAGUACACAACAUUCAUUUUAGUUUGUAAAGUACUGUUCAACUCUGUCUAUUUUGAGCCCUUUCUUACUGUACGGUGUAACUAGGAUCAGCAGACUGCUCAGAAGGAGUAGGAUUGCCAUAUGCAAUGCGGAUGUCACUUUUUCUCAGCUCUGGUACCUUGAUUGUUGUGACUGUUGGCAAUGGUUUCUCCAGACUAUCUUUUUGAUAAUCUCUCCACCUGCUCUGUUUCACUCAAAAUGACUUUAUGGGCUUUUGAACAGACUUGUAGAAUGCUGUCAAGGUAGCUGAAUGGAAUAAUAGUGCUAUAGUAUUUUAGUAUGAAACCAUCAGACAUGCUCUGAUGGAGAGCAGAUCCAAAAUGAAACAUUGGAACAAAACUGAGAUUUAACAAAUAAAUACCAAUCUCUAGUUUUGGAAAUCAAGUGUCCCUCAAGUCAAGAUGAUAAACUUUUGAGAUGUAUGAAGAAAAUGUGCUCCAAAGCCACAAUGUUUACUUUGUGUAGUAAUUUAAAAGAAACUCUAUAUAGAUGGUAUUUAAUCCCAGGUAAAAUGUUGAAAAUGGUCCAGAAUGUUUCAGACCAGUGCAGGGGCUUCCUUUUUAUGUGUGAUGGACUUGUAAGAAGGCAAAAAAUAAAAAUAAAAAUUGAUUACUGUA
Messenger RNA from Anolis carolinensis (green anole), 2039 nucleotides. RefSeq names its product C-C chemokine receptor type 5. Gene Ontology annotation, biological process: inflammatory response; positive regulation of monocyte chemotaxis; calcium-mediated signaling. Bases 345 to 1412 code for a protein of 355 amino acids. The transcript is spliced from 2 exons. Gene Ontology annotation, molecular function: C-C chemokine binding; C-C chemokine receptor activity. The record is from RefSeq and is a predicted model, not a curated record. Gene Ontology annotation, cellular component: external side of plasma membrane; membrane. Lineage: Eukaryota; Metazoa; Chordata; Lepidosauria; Squamata; Anolidae.